AAUGAGGGGUAUUCUAUCUUUAUGAAUAUCCCAUCUUCAGAAUCAGAGCUGAUCGCAGUCCUCGUCCAAAGCUCAAGCGUUUCAACUUUCAAUUGCAUUUUACCGGCAAAUUUGUGGUGUUUCUGUUAGGAUUUGUGUUUGAUUCGUGUCUGAAAAUGGAAGGUGUUGACUACUUGGCUCCUGAGAGGAACAAGGCACAAUUUGAUGUCGAAGAGAUGAAGAUCGUCUGGGCCGGUUCUCGUGAUGCUUUUGAAGUUUCCGAUAGAAUUGCCCGCCUUGUUGCCAGCGAUCCCGCUUUCAGAAAGGAUAAUAGGACCAUGCUAGGUAGAAAGGAAUUAUUCAAGAACACUUUACGGAAAACAGCUUCUGCUUGGAAAAGGAUCAUUGAGCUCCGUCUUAACGAAGAAGAAGCUAGAAGACUUAGAUCCUUUAUUGAUGAGCCUGCAUUUACAGAUCUUCAUUGGGGAAUGUUUGUGCCAGCUAUCAAAGGCCAAGGCACUGAUGAGCAGCAGCAAAAGUGGCUGCCUUUAGCUUAUAAGAUGCAAAUCAUUGGUUCUUAUGCCCAGACAGAGCUUGGCCAUGGAUCCAAUGUUCAAGGGCUUGAAACAACUGCAACCUUUGAUCCCCAAACGGAUGAGUUUGUUAUUCAUAGCCCCACAUUAACUUCCUGUAAAUGGUGGCCUGGUGGAUUGGGUAAAAUCUCAACCCAUGCUGUUGUCUAUGCCCGUCUAAUUACUGAUGGUCAAGAUCGGGGGGUGCAUGGUUUCAUUGUCCAGCUCCGGAGCUUGGAUGACCACUUACCUCUUCCUGGAAUAACAGUGGGUGACAUUGGAAUGAAGUUUGGAAAUGCAGCUUACAACACCAUGGACAAUGGGGUUCUUAGAUUUGACCAUGUACGGAUUCCGAGGAAUCAAAUGUUAAUGAGGGUUUCACAAGUGACAAGAGAAGGAAAAUAUGUUCAUUCCAAUGUUCCACGACAGUUAGUCUAUGGUACUAUGGUAUAUGUGAGGCAAACAAUUGUGUCAGAUGCAUCAACUGCUUUGUCACGAGCAGUUUGCAUUGCUACAAGGUAUAGUGCUGUUCGAAGGCAGUUUGGAUCACAUAAUGGAAGUCCAGAAACACAGGUAAUUGAUUACAAGACCCAGCAAGCUAGGCUCUUCCCUUUGCUGGCUUCUGCUUAUGCUUUCAGAUUUGUUGGUGAGUGGUUGAAAUGGCUAUAUAUGGAUGUGACAAGAAGACUGGAAGCUAAUGAUUUUUUAACAUUGCCUGAGGCUCAUGCUUGUACUGCUGGGUUGAAGUCCUUGACUACUUCAGCAACUGCUGAUGGUAUUGAAGAGUGUCGUAAACUAUGCGGUGGGCAUGGCUACCUUUGUAGCAGUGGGCUUCCUGAGUUAUUUGCAGUCUAUGUUCCAGCCUGCACUUAUGAAGGCGACAACAUUGUGCUACUUUUACAGGUGGCAAGGCAUCUCAUGAAGACCAUUUCUCAGUUGGGCUCUGGAAAAAUGCCUGUUGGCACAACAGCUUAUAUGAGACGAGCAGAACAUCUGAUGCAAUGUCGAUCUGAUGUUAAAGAAGCUAAGGAUUGGUUGAGGCCAAAUGUAGUGCUGGAAACAUUUGAAGCUAGGGCUGUUAGGAUGUCUGUUGCCUGCGCUAAAAAUCUUAGCAAGUUUACCAGUCCAGAAGAAGGGUUCCAAGAACUCUCAGCUGAUCUAGUUGAGGCAGCAGUUGCUCAUUGCCAGUUAAUUGUUGUUGCCAAAUUCAUUGAGAAGUUGCAACAAGACAUACCUGGAAAAGGAGUGAAACAGCAAUUAGAAAUUCUAUGUAGCGUAUAUGCUCUGUUUCUCCUUCACAAGCAUCAGGGUGACUUUCUCUCCACUGGCUGCAUCACUCCCACACAAGCUUCUCUUGCCAAUGAUCAGCUGAGGUCCUUGUAUUCCCAGGUUCGUCCUAAUGCUAUCGCGCUAGUGGAUGCGUUCAAUCACACCGAUCACUACCUUGGUUCAGUUCUUGGCCGCUACGACGGAAACGUGUAUCCCAAGCUAUACGAAGAGGCAUGGAAGGAUCCCCUGAAUGAUUCAGUGAUACCUGAUGGCUUUCAAGAGUAUGUUCGACCAAUGCUGAAGCAGCAACUACGUAAUGCAAGACUCUGAAACAUUACAAAGCUUUGGUUCUCAGACUCAAAACCUAAGAAGAAAUUGAUGUACACUAUGUUGAUUUUGAUUGAAAAGGCAAAUAAAGAUCAAGGUAUGGAGAAAGAAAAUUGUUCAUUGCGUAAACACUAAUGGUGAUUUAGUGUUUAUCUGCGAAUUAUUAUCGUAUUUUGUUGUUAACUAAUAAUUUGUGAAAAGUGUCAUUAUGUAUCUCUGUUAGCAAUUGUACUCAGCUUGAGAUUCUGACGGGUACAAGUGUAUCGGAAUAAAAUCUCGUUUCAUGGUGAA
Messenger RNA from Prosopis cineraria, 2438 nucleotides. Its product is annotated as peroxisomal acyl-coenzyme A oxidase 1-like. Gene Ontology annotation, cellular component: peroxisome. The coding region runs from base 156 to 2150 and encodes 664 amino acids. Gene Ontology annotation, biological process: fatty acid beta-oxidation using acyl-CoA oxidase; lipid homeostasis; long-chain fatty acid metabolic process. The transcript is spliced from 14 exons. The record is from RefSeq and is a predicted model, not a curated record. Gene Ontology annotation, molecular function: acyl-CoA oxidase activity; fatty acid binding; FAD binding. Lineage: Eukaryota; Viridiplantae; Streptophyta; Magnoliopsida; Fabales; Fabaceae.